This is a messenger RNA of Mercurialis annua (annual mercury), 522 nucleotides long. RefSeq lists its product as uncharacterized. NCBI's taxonomy places the organism in Eukaryota, Viridiplantae, Streptophyta, Magnoliopsida, Malpighiales, Euphorbiaceae. The coding region runs from base 77 to 451 and encodes 124 amino acids. The record is from RefSeq and is a predicted model, not a curated record. The transcript has a single exon.
ACUUUUUACCUCUAAAUAAUAUACUAAUAAAUAUACCUAAAACCUCAUUCUCUUUCAUUUCUCCCCAUACUAUCACAUGGCUCCGAAUGAAGAAACUCCUAUCAACAAAGCCACCCAAUCCCAACUCAUCACCACCUUCCGGUGUCCGAAUCGUCGGAGAAUCUUUCUACGUAGGCGUAAACUACCCACGUUACGCCUCGGUGGGAAAAAGUCCGGCAGAGGUGUCUCUCUAUUGCGAAUGUUACGAAAGGUGAGAUUAAGAUGGCUGAAAUUGCAAUAUUGGUGCAUGCUAAAAAAGCUUAAGGAGUAUUAUAGUAAUUUGAUUAAAGAUGUAAUUGAAGGUGGUGCUAUUUUAGACUCUUAUCAACAGAGACUUGGUGUUCCUGUCAUGGCUUUCAAUUUCUAUCCUUCUGUGCCCGGACCGAACCGCCCUCGGUCCGUUUUUAUGUAGAAAUUUUCUCAUUUUCUUUUUGUUGAUCUUCCUUUUUAUAUAUGAAUAUAUAUAAGGUUAUUAUUUCUUCA